AAGAAAAGACAAAAACAUUAUCAUUACACAAUGCAAAAACCAUGACAAAAUGUUACAAUCAAAAUCAUACUAUUGACAAUUUUGAUACUACCUCCGAAAUGCUUAAAUCUGAUAACCAAAUAAUAGAAGGUUUAAUUCAAGAGAUAACCUCUAAUCAAACACAAAGUAUUGUUCUUCCUGAAAUUAAUACAAAUAAUGGUAAAAUAGAAAUUA
Molecule: messenger RNA, 213 nt
Organism: Scutellospora calospora
Lineage: Eukaryota; Fungi; Glomeromycota; Glomeromycetes; Diversisporales; Gigasporaceae
Source: the annotation of a GenBank genome assembly